AUGCCCAACAUAUCUCGCUGGAAGGCCAUUGACCGCGCCCUGGGUUUCGAGAGACAACCCGGGGUCGGUGGCAGCGGCCACCAUCGCGACUGGCUUCACCAAGAAGAGCAAGCCUUGCUUCCGCAGCUUCGCAAUGAGCACCUGCAGACAUCUGUGCCACCUGCCGAGGUCACCAAAGUGUGCCUCCGCCUGCGACAUCUGUUGCAGGAAUGCGUCCCAUGCGAAAUGGACGAGGCGCGCAUAACGACGCCGCACAGUCGCAUCAUUACGACCAAGGUCGUCAAGGCCGCCAAAGAGGCUGGUGGCCAGGAAUACAAGGGCUGCGUGGUCUACUGCUUGCUCGUCAACGAGCGUUGGUUCCGACAUGAGGCUCUCGUAGAGCUCUGGGAUGCCGGUCUCCAUAAGUUGCGAGCCGUGGCCUGUGGUGUCAUUGCCAAGGCUAUCAUCGAGACCGAGGACGACACAAAUUACCUCCUGCAUGCUGUCCUCCUUCGGCGGUACUCCUUCCUCUCCAGAGGUGCUCCCACGAUGCCAGUCAAUGUAAUUGAAAAGGCUGUCGACUUGCAUUCUGUCCGCGUCAUUGGUUCCUCGGGCUACCAGAAGUGCAUCGGCUACCUUUGGCGAGGCUGGCUUGUGCAGGACGAAAACGACCCCUCGGUCUUCGUUGACUAUGCCGACAAAGAUAAUACCAACUUUCUGGUCCACAUGGACCCUGACCGAAUGAGGGCACCGAGGUACCAGAACGCCGCUCAGCUGCUUUUCUCCGUCAUCUAUCUCAUACUCUACACUUCUGCCAUCAACUCCGUCAACCGGCGGGGCGAACUCGAUGCAGCGGAGGUGCUGAUGUAUAUCUUCACCCUCGGCUACGUAUGCGACGAGUUGGUCAAGUUCUACAAGGCUGGAUACCACAUUCUUGGCUUCUGGAAUGCAUUCAAUGGCGUCCUGUACUCCUUCCUGACGGCAUCGCUCGUUAUACGCAUCAUCGGGCUAGUCGCGCCGGCCGACUCACCUGACCGCAAACAUUACAGCAAGCUGAGCUACAACAUCCUGUCCUUUGUCGCCCCCAUGUUCUGGUCGCGACUCUUGCUGUACUUGGACAGCUUCCGCUUCUUUGGCGCCAUGCUCGUCGUCCUCAAAGUGAUGAUGAAGGAGUCGGUCAUCUUCUUUGCCCUGCUCAUCAUCAUCAUCAUUGGUUUCCUACAGGCGUUUAUCGGCCUCGACCUGACUGAUGACAACGUCGCUGAAGAUGCGUUGUUCAUCGUCGAAUCCAUGUUGAAGGCAAUCUUGCAGAGCCCCGAGUUUGAAGGCUUCGAGGGAUUCGGUCCCCCUUGGGGAAUCAUCCUUUACUAUUGCUUCACGUUUGUUGUCAUGAUCAUCCUCCUUAAUAUUCUUAUCGCCCUUUACAAUUCGGCCUAUGAAGACAUCUACGAGAAUGCCGACGACGAAUACCUUGCCCUGUUCUCCCAGAAGACGAUGCAAUUUGUGCGGGCCCCCGACGAGAACGUGUAUAUUGCGCCUCUUAACCUCAUCGAGAUCGUUAUAUCUGGUCUCUUUGAGUGGUGGAUGAGGAAGAAGACCUACGAGUUCAUCAACGACUGCGUCAUGGGCGUCUUGUAUUCGCCACUGCUGUUCGUAGCGGCCUGGUUCGAAACACGUACGGCGCAUCGCAUCCGACACAAUCGUGCCAGAGGCGAAGAGGACGACGACGUGGUGGAGGAGUGGGAGCAUGACGCGCACGAACUUGACUUUGAGGCGGAGGGAUGGACCAAGAAAUGUGACGCUGUCAAGCCAAACUUGGAAGAUGACCCUGCUGUGCUGGAGGUCAAGAAGCUGCGGGAAGAGGUGGAGGAGCUGAGGGCCCUACUGGCCGAGAUUGGACGCGCCGUUGGUGCAAGCAACGACGAGAGGGGGUCAAAGUCGGAGCCAUCUGGAAAGCUCUACGAGUCUCAGCGCAGUGACGACACCAAGGUCCCCGAGUCUGAGCAUGGUGACGAAGAAGGCGGUUCCGGCUCUGGUGGAGGAGGGAACGAGGAGUAG
This is a messenger RNA of Purpureocillium lilacinum, 2037 nucleotides long. RefSeq lists its product as uncharacterized. Lineage: Eukaryota; Fungi; Ascomycota; Sordariomycetes; Hypocreales; Ophiocordycipitaceae. Gene Ontology annotation, biological process: monoatomic ion transport; transmembrane transport. Gene Ontology annotation, cellular component: membrane. The record is from RefSeq and is a predicted model, not a curated record. Gene Ontology annotation, molecular function: monoatomic ion channel activity.